Messenger RNA from Ornithodoros turicata, 1469 nucleotides. RefSeq names its product GTP-binding protein 10-like. The record is from RefSeq and is a predicted model, not a curated record. Lineage: Eukaryota; Metazoa; Arthropoda; Arachnida; Ixodida; Argasidae. Gene Ontology annotation, molecular function: GTP binding; GTPase activity; magnesium ion binding. Gene Ontology annotation, cellular component: mitochondrion.
UUUAAUCGGCUCACACGCUGUCCUGCUUUACUGUCUGCAAUGAAGUCCUAUUCAAGGAUGUAUACAACAGAACGCUGCAUGAAGUCAAACAACAGCUGCCGUUGUCAGCUCUCAUUCACUGGGUACAUUGUCAUCGCGAGAACUCUUUGAGAAGACAUCCAACGGCUAACGAGACAUGCUUUGAAGACAUGCUCAUGGCAGUUUCCUGCACAUUCAGUAUAAAGGUUAGGGCCUUCAAAGGCAUUUUGGACAAACUUCGACUCUACGUUAAGAGCGGCAGCGGCGGAACAGGACUACCCCGAUAUGGCGGCAUUGGAGGCAACGGUGGUAGCGUAUACGUCGAAGCCAGGGACCAAAUGGAACUGAAGGAUGUCUUGGCAAAGUUUCCUGACAGAAGAGUAGUAGCGGGAAACGGGGGAAAUAGCAAGUCACACCAAAUCCUGGGUUGCACAGGCAAAGACGUCACCGUACAUGUCCCAGUUGGCGUUGCCGUCUACAAUGGACAAGGGCAUCUGAUAGGUGAUCUAAUCAGACCUGGAGACAACGUUCUUGCUUUGGGAGGAGGCUGUGGUGGGAAUCCUGCCACCCAGUUCCACGGGCAGAAAGGACUGGCUGACCACAUUGUACUGCAUUUUAAACUUAUCGCCGAUGCUGGUUUUGUUGGGUUUCCAAACGCUGGGAAGUCCACGCUCCUAAGGGCGCUGUCUAGAGCGACGCCAAAAGUGGCGAAUUAUCCGUGUAAGUGUUUUUUAGUUUUUUUUCUACUUUAUUUAUGCUUACAGAACAAACUGGAAAUUUCAGUCACGACUAUUCGUCCAAACAUUGGUACCAUGGAGUAUGGUGACUACCGACAGAUAUCACUUGCUGACUUGCCAGGGCUGAUCGAAGGAGCACAUCGAAACUACGGACUCGGUCACAGCUUUUUAAAGCAUGUGGAGAGGACGCGUAUGCUUCUGUUUGUGGUCGAUGUGAACGGUUUUUGUCUGAACGAGAGCAUGACACAUAGAAGUGCUUUCGAAACAGUCAUGUCGCUCACGCGGGAGCUGGAGCUCUACAAGGAGUCUCUGCUUGAAAAGCCUGCAAUCCUUGCUAUAAAUAAAAUGGACACCGAAGGAGCGAAGGAGAAAUUUCGCGAGCUCUGCAAGAGUUUGGAAAAAGGAGAUGUAUCUGCUUUGGACGAAAGCAUACGGCCCACUAGACAGAUCGACUUUGACGACAUCGUACCCAUCAUAGCACGAGAUGCAAAAAACACUGCAUUGUUGAAGCAGAAAAUCAGAUCGUUCCUCGAAAUUCAUGAAGCAGAAUCAAGUGGAGACGUGGGAGUGAAACUUGCAAAGUCAUCUCAGUCAACUUUCUUAAUAUAAUAAUUAAUUGAAAAAUAAUGAUCAUGUUAGCAUGCUGCUCAUAUGUGGUAUUGUAAAACUGUACAUAUUGUAAUAAAACAAGACAUGUUAGAUUUUAAAAAAUCA